Bombus huntii is the source of this 1062-nucleotide messenger RNA. Its product is annotated as ctenidin-3-like. The record is from RefSeq and is a predicted model, not a curated record. The transcript has 3 exons. NCBI's taxonomy places the organism in Eukaryota, Metazoa, Arthropoda, Insecta, Hymenoptera, Apidae. Bases 1 to 495 code for a protein of 164 amino acids.
AUGAUCAAGCUCGCGGCCGUCUUUGUGGUUGCCUCGUUGCUCCACUUGGCUUCAGCAGGAGGACAGCACGGUGGACACGACCAUGUGGUAAUUCACGUGCCCUACAAGAUCAAGACGAUUCAUCACACGCACACCAUCACGAAACACAUCCACCAUGGCGGUGGAGGUGGUGACAAGUACGAAGUUCUAGGCUACACCGUGGGUCAUCCGAUAGAUUUGGGAGGUCACGGCGGCGGUGGUGGUUACGGUGGUGAUAUCGGAGGCGGCCACGAUUUAGGCGGUGGUGGCGACUUCGGCGGUGGCCACAUCGAAUACAGCAGCGGUGGCGGCGGUGGAGGCGGUGGAGGUGGUGGCCACAUCGAAUAUAGCGGUGGCGAUAUUGGCGGAGGAUACGGUGGCGGUGGAUUCGGUGGCGGCCAUGGAGGAGGUCUCGGAGGUGGAUACGGAGGAGGUGGUCUCAGUGGUGGAGGUCACGAAGACUGGGGCGGCCAUUAACCAGUGGCUCGCGCUAAUUUUGGGAGGAAUACGGUAGUUUUCUUUGGAAAAGUUCGAUUGGUUGUUCGAAACGCGCUUUCGACUCGAAUUUUAUUUUAUUUGGUACUUGGUUAGGUUCUUUUAUUUUAACUCAUUUGCGAGAAGAAGAAAAUCAAUUUGUUAAGUCUUUUGAAGCUUUAGUCAGUUACCGGAUACCGGUGACGUGUUUAUAAUUUUCUGAAACGUGGAAUAUGUUCGAUUAGAAAAGAAGCUUCUGUUUUCGAGAAGCUUCUGUUAGAAAGUAUGGAAUAUCGAAGAAGUCGAGUCACCGCGCUUCAAAAAACCAUCAAGCAUCCCCCCAUCGCACGACACUUUCACCUCUUCACGUUUAAGGGAGAUAGUUCUGAAGAGAUAGAUAUUUCUUCCGAGAGAUUUUAUGUCUUUUAUUACUGUUAUUUUUGUUUCUUGACUGGUGUUCUUCGGGGAAUGCUGAUCGACACUUUAUCGCCCUGCCCCCUUACCUCUCGUCCUAGUCUCUCAUUAAUCUGUUGUCACAUCGUUCGUAAUGUUAAUGUAAAUAUUUGUUAC